UAUUACGUAUAUCUUAGUGGCCUACGUUAUCUUGGGGACGGUACGUACAGCGGACGGUGCCCGAGAGAGGGAACGUUUCCUCCCGCCCCCCACCUCCGGCGCUCGGGAUGCCGCUGGCUCCGGCUGGGCCCGCGCACCUGGUGCGCUGCGGGCAGAAGGAUGAGCUGUACCGGAGCGGCUUGCGGAGCGGGGCUGGGGCAGCGCUGCACGGACUGGCGGGUACUAAGAAAUGGUUGGAAUGGAGGAAAGAGAUUGAACUUCUUUCUGAUGUAGCAUACUUCAGCCUCACCACUUUGUCUGGUUAUCAAACUCUUGGUGAAGAAUAUGUUAAUAUUGUCCAAGUUGAUUCUUCCAAGAAGAGAAUCCCUUCUCUGCUUCGACGAGCCAUUUUGAUUUCUCUUCAUACUGUUUUGCCUUAUUUGUUGGACAAAGGAUUAAUCCAUCUGGAACAUGAGUUGCAGACUGGAUCUAGAACCUUGCAGAGCAAUGGUCUAUGCGGCAGGACUUUGGUACGAAGCUGGGUGCAGAAACAAGUUGGCAGGCUGACAGAACAGCAGAAGAAAACCCUUUUACAAACUGUGUAUGUCCUCAAGCAAUGCAUCCCCCUGCUCCGUAGGCUGCAUCUGGCAGUGUUUUAUAUAAAUGGCCUCUUCUAUCACAUCUCUAAAAGGAUCACUGGAAUAUCUUAUCUUCGUGUUCCAGGAUUGCCUGGAGAUGACCAAAGCAUUCGAUCAAAUUACAAGCUUCUUGGGAUAGUUUCACUGCUGCAUCUUGUACUAACAGUCAGUGUUCAGAUAUACAGCUUCCAACAAAGGCAGAGGGCAAGGCAGGAGUGGAAACUACACCGCAACCUCUCAUAUCCAAAAAAUCAGACUGAGGAAAAAUCUGUUGUAUGCAGUUCCCGAUGCACAUUGUGCUUGGAAAAACGUAGGCAUGCAACAGCCACUCCCUGUGGCCACCUGUUCUGUUGGGAAUGCAUCACAGAAUGGUGUAACACCAAAGCAGAGUGUCCAUUAUGCAGAGAGAAAUUUCAUCCUCAGAAACUGAUCUAUUUGCGGCAUUAUCGAUAACUGUAUGAAGACACUGCUGUUGCCCCGACAAGCCCCUGCCUCUAUCUUUAUCAGCCAGCAAAGCCAUAAUACAGUUUGGCUUAAUCCACAAGCAAGACUUUAUUUUGAGCCUAAAUCUUUUUAUAAAACUUAACUGUUUUAUACAAGCAGUAAAAGGUGAUGCUUCUCAUUCCUGUUACAAAAUAAACUUGAAGUACUUUGGUCUACUCCCUUCUCUUGUACCUCAGAUCUUGACCUGCCAUGUUAAACACUAUUCCUAAAAAUUGCUUAGAGCAAGUUCUCUAACCUUAUUUAUGCUGUUUGUCUGCAUUUCACUUUGAACAAUGAGGAGAAUAUUAGACUAUUGCCCUUGCAGUUAGUUGCAAACACUGUAGGAGGACUUAAAUCCAAACAACCUUGUGUGGCAUGCUUUUAGUAUUAUGAAAGUUUUAGGAUUAAGACUUACAUAUAAAUGUUGGAUCCUUGCUCCCUUCCUGUUCUCAAACUACAACAGUCCCUGCUGAAGCUUCAGGUGGAAAUAGUAUGCGUGCAUAUGCUUAGAGCAGAAGAAAUUAGAGUUAUGAGUAACUGCAGUGGAAAUUCUCAUAAGAAAUAUGAAUCCUAACAGCACCAUUCUAUUUUUAGAGCAUAAUUUGGGUUAACGGUAAGCAACUUCUCUGCUUCAAUUUAAACUCAAAUUCCAAUAGAGCGUGAGCACUCCUUGCACAUGUAACUGCUGAUGUAAAUUGAACACUACAGUGAAAAGUGCUGAAGGUCAGGUUAAUUUAUGUACGACUUAAUUUGUUGUUUCUCACUGCUACAGGAAAA
Messenger RNA from Mauremys mutica (yellowpond turtle), 1877 nucleotides. RefSeq names its product peroxisomal biogenesis factor 10 (gene PEX10). Gene Ontology annotation, molecular function: zinc ion binding. Gene Ontology annotation, cellular component: peroxisomal membrane. Lineage: Eukaryota; Metazoa; Chordata; Testudines; Geoemydidae. The record is from RefSeq and is a predicted model, not a curated record. The coding region runs from base 108 to 1070 and encodes 320 amino acids. The transcript has 6 exons. Gene Ontology annotation, biological process: protein import into peroxisome matrix.